Molecule: messenger RNA, 1933 nt
Organism: Lacerta agilis (Sand lizard)
Lineage: Eukaryota; Metazoa; Chordata; Lepidosauria; Squamata; Lacertidae
Gene: MYOC
Product: myocilin
Exons: 3
Coding region: 14-1480 (488 amino acids)
Biological process (GO): osteoblast differentiation; signal transduction
Cellular component (GO): Golgi apparatus
Source: RefSeq, a predicted model, not a curated record
CAGCAGUGAAGCCAUGAAGGAGCUGGUGACUUGGUUGCUUUCAGCUUGGAUGGUAUGGGGAGCAUUCGGGAGCACGGCACGCCUCCGCAAAGCAAACAGCCAGGAUGGCAGAUGCAUCUAUUCCUUCACAGUCCCCAGUGCAAACGAAGCCAGCUGCAGUGACCCUGGGGAAGUGAUGGCCAUUAUCGGGGAUCUCCGGAGGGAAAGCAACAGCCAGCGCCUGGAACUGGAGUCCUCCAAAGCAAGGCUCAGCCUCCUGGAGAACCUGGUCAGCCAGCUGCAUGGGAACCCAGCAGCAAGGAGUUCCUCCUUCUCUGUGGUGAGUUUGCUUCAAAAAGAGGUGGAGAGUCUGAAGAGAGAACAAGCCCAGAGGGACGCACAGGUCAGCAGGUUGGAGUACACCAUCAGCAGCCUGCUCCAAGACAAGUCUGACUUGGAAGAGGAUAAGAAGUGGCUGGAGGAAGAGAGGAAGGAGCUGGGAAGGAGGUUGGAGAACACCAUGCAGGAGGUGGAGCGGCUGAGAGCGAGCCACUGUUCCCAGGCUGGAGAGGCACCCAGCAGGGACUCCCUUCAAGAGUCAAAGGGGAACACAGACACUUUGGACUACCAAGAGCUCAAAUCGGAGCUGGUGGAGGUUCCUGCAUCCCGCCUCUUUCAGGGAAGCCCCUCACCUGGCGCAGAGGGGGAAGAAUCAGGCUGUGGGGUGCUCCUAUCUGUUGGUGAACCAGUGACCUUCCGCAGGGCAGAGACCAUUGCUGGCAAGUAUGGCGUGUGGAUGAGGGACCCAGAACCCGUCUCUCCCUACAGCCGAGAGACAACCUGGAGAGUUGAUACCGUUGGUUCGGAUGUCCGCCAAGUCUUUGAGUACAACAAUGUGGAUCAGUUCACCAAAGGCCACCCUUCCAAAGUACACGUGCUGCCCCGAUCCAUGGAGAGCACUGGAGCUGUUGUUUAUCAGGGUUCCCUCUACUUUCAGAUGCGCAAGUCUAGAAUAAUGGCAAAAUAUGACCUGAAGACUGAAGUUAUUACAGUCCAAAAGGAGCUACCCAAUGCCGGCUACCACGGACAGUUUCCCUACUCAUGGGGUGGAUAUACAGACAUUGACUUUGCAGUUGAUGAGAUGGGGCUGUGGGUAAUUUACAGCACUGGAAACGCAAAGGGGGCCAUUGUGCUUUCUAAACUGGACCCAGAGACCAUAGAGAUUGAACAAACAUGGGAAACAAACAUCCGCAAGCAGUCGGUGGCAAACGCCUUCAUUAUUUGUGGCUCCUUGUACACCAUCAGCAGCUACUCAUCCCCUGAGGCCACUGUGAAUUUCGUCUACUCCACUAAGACAGGAGCGAGUGCACCACUGAACAUCCGCUUUGAGAACCGCUACAGAUACAGCAGCAUGGUAGAUUACAAUCCCACAGAAAGAAAACUCUUGGCUUGGGACAACUUCAAUAUGGUUGCCUAUGAUAUCAAGCUUUCCAAGAUGUGAUUUGGAGAGAGUGGGAAGGUGCCACCUGCCAGCAAGGCUAUAUCAAGGGAAGCUUGGAGCCGGAAGUCCAUAUAAGCACCAUUAAUUUGACUAGUUACAUUAUGGGGCACACACAUCAUGCCAAGUUCUCCUGACCAAGCUCCACUGAAGGAACAGGAGCUGUGUGCAAGCUCACUCCUGUGCUUAGUAGCUGUGCUCUUGUGCAGCUGCUAUUCAUUUCAGUGGAGUUUAGGAAGGAGAACUUCCCAUGAAUUGUACCUCAGUUCACUGCCCUUAAUGGGCACCCAUUUCCAUUUGCUCCAAAUGUCUCUGCACAGUAUAGUCUUUCCUAAUUAGACCUGGGACACAAAUGCAUGCAGCCUUCAAAAUGACACAGACCCUUCCUCUUCUCUUUUUUACAAGUCAUUGUCUCUGGAGCCCUCUUCUUAGCCUGGACAUAGAAUUCAGCACUGU